AAAAGAGUGGUUGACAGCGACAAAGGAGCCGUUUCCAAAAAUCUGACAAAUCUCGUUGGUUGAAACUGCUUUGCAAAGAAGGCAUCGUUGUAAGGUUUCCUGGAAGGUUUUUUUUAAAAUAUAUAUCUAAGUAAAAGUCUGGAGCCAUGUCGCCUUUUCUGCGGAUUGGCUUCUCCAACUUUGAGAUUGAUCCUGGUCUGGCCUACCAUGAGGAGGUGCUGAACCCAUACUGUGCUGUCUACAUGAAAGAGGCCAUUGACACAGAAAAGGGGCAAGUGUACAAGCAGAAGAAGCCGACCAUGUACCCGCCGUGGAGCAGCACGUUCGACGCCCACAUCCACCGCGGCCGCAUCAUGCACGUGAUGGUGAAGGACCGGACAGCGGAGCUGAAGUCUGAGGCCACCGUGGCUUUGGACUUGCUGGCAACACGCUGCAAGAAGGAGAACGGCAAGCUGGAGAUCUGGCUGGAGCUGAAGCCACAGGGUCGCCUGCUGAUGGAGGCCAGAUAUUACCUGGAGAAAAGCGAUGCUGCAGGUCACACUGAGGGAGACCCCGACUCCGAACAGGAGCGGGACGGUUUGUUCGCCCUCCAUCAUCGACGCGGUGCCAUCAAACAGGCCAAGGUUCACGUCGUCAAAUGUCACGAGUUCAGCGCCACGUUCUUCCCUCAACCGACCUUCUGCUCUGUCUGCAAAGAGUUCGUCUGGGGUCUUAACAAGCAGGGUUACCAGUGCAGACAGUGCAAUGCAGCCAUCCACAAAAAAUGCAUAGACAAAGUCAUCGCCAAAUGCACCGGUUCAGCCGUGAACAGCAAAGAAACAAUGAUCCACAAGGAGCGCUUCAAAAUCGACAUGCCCCAUAGGUUUAAAGUCUACAACUACAAAAGCCCCACCUUCUGUGAACACUGCGGGACUCUGCUGUGGGGGCUCGCCAAGCAGGGGCUCAAAUGUGAGGAAUGUAGCAUGAACGUCCAUCAUAAAUGCCAGAAGAAGGUAGCCAACCUCUGUGGGGUCAACCAAAAGCUGAUGGCUGAAGCUCUGGCCAUCAUUGAGAGCAAACAGCAGGCUGACGCUGGUCCUACCUUUAACCUUCAGGCCAGAUGCAUCAGGGAAAGCGACAUCAUUGGUCGAGAAGGUCCAGUAGGUGUUGGCCAGCCAGGAGUGGUCCGAGCUCCGUCUGGGUUAGUGAUGGGUUCAUCGGGCACAGCUACACCUGCAAACAAAGAGUUGCAGGGUGUUUCCUGGGAGGGACCGACAGACGACAGCAGGCCGGUCACUGAGGAACCGAUAGAGGAGGAGCCUCUGUACACCGUCCCAAGGAAGGAUCACCAACCCAAAUUCACCAUCGAUGACUUUGUCCUGCAUAAGAUGCUCGGGAAGGGCAGCUUUGGCAAGGUGUUUUUAGCCGAGCUGAAAAAGAGCGGGCAGUUUUUUGCAGUCAAGGCUCUAAAAAAGGACGUGGUCCUGAUGGACGAUGACGUCGAGUGCACUAUGGUGGAGAGGAGGGUCCUGUCUUUAGCCUGGGAAAAUCCUUUCCUCACACACCUUUACUGCACCUUCCAGACCAAGGAGAACCUGUUCUUCGUGAUGGAGUAUCUGAACGGAGGGGAUCUGAUGUUCCACAUCCAGAGCUGCCACAAGUUUGACUUGCACAGAUCCACCUUCUAUGCAGCCGAAAUCAUCUGUGGGCUCCAGUUCCUGCACUCUAAAGGAAUCAUUUACAGAGAUCUGAAGCUGGAUAAUGUGCUGUUGGAUUCGGAGGGCCAUAUAAAGAUAGCAGACUUUGGCAUGUGCAAGGAAAACAUGCAGGACGACUUGCGGACCUCCACCUUCUGCGGGACGCCCGACUACAUCGCCCCUGAGAUCCUGCUGGGUCAGAAGUACAGCAGCUCGGUGGACUGGUGGUCGUUCGGAGUGCUGCUCUACGAGAUGCUGAUCGGUCAGUCUCCGUUCCACGGCCGGGAUGAAGAGGAGCUGUUUCAGUCCAUACGAACGGACAACCCCGUUUAUCCCCGCUGGCUCACCAAAGACGCCAAGGACAUUUUAGUCAAGCUGUUCGUCAGAGAGCCCGAGGAGCGGCUGGGAGUGAAAGGAAACAUCAGGCAGCACAGUUUCUUCAGCAGCACUGACUGGAGCGCUCUGGAGCAACGGCAUGUGGCGCCACCCUUCAAGCCAACCUUGACGUCGCCCAGUGACUGCAGCAACUUCGACAAGGAGUUCAUCAACGAGAAGCCUCGGCUGUCGUGUGCCGACCGGACGCUGAUCAACAGCGUCGACCAGACGAUGUUCAGAAACUUCUCCUUCGUGAACCCGGGGAUGACUCGCAUCGCAGCCCGCUGACCACCUGACCAGCAACCUACUACCUACAAACGAGCCGCUCAGUCACACAGCCAGCACUUAACUGUUACAGAAACAAACUGCAGAGACUUUAGACAGCGAAUGUCACAAAGCUCAGCUGUGUCCGUAAACGUGACGAUGUUGAUAACCACUAAGGGGGUGUCCUGGGUGUGAGACACAUGCAAACGCAACUGUGAGGGGAUAUCUGUUGCACGUCUGUUCUGCCUCGCUCCACCUUAAAGAUUUUAAAUGAAAACAAAAAUCUCCACAGCGAUCUUCAAAACCAACCAAAAAACAAAAACUUCUGUGCUGAGACAGAGAGGCAACGGAGAUAAACCAAGAGUCUUUACAUAAAAAUUAACAAUUUACCUGCCGUCCAUUAUGAUACCUCACGUAUAAUUAGUCAGAUCCGUGUGGGCAUAAAUCGUAACCAGCCAGUUCCUUUUAUUUUAAAAGCAUGUAAUUAAUUACCCACAGAAUUCCCCCUUGAAAAGUGUUCAACCCCUUUAACUUGCUUUCGCGCUUAUCAGGGUUUCUUAAUCAAUAUUAAAAUGUGUUUGUGAUUAACUUAUGGUGCCUCAUAAUACUCUAUGAAGUUCACGUCUUCCAGUAAAGCAAACUAAGAAAUUUGGUUCCACCAAAUGAAAUCUAUUAUCCUGUUACUGUUUAAAAUUUUUCUCCUGUUCCACAGCAUACUGAGUCUUUUACCUCCACUUUGGGUACAGAUGUUAAAAAUACAUUUUAACAGCCCUUUGUUUUUGUAAAUAACUGUAAUGUAAUCAUGUUUGAGAAAUGUACUGUUGUUGGAAUAGAUGCGCCACGUGUAGCAGAGGUGAAUUACAGGGUUUUUCGUUUACGCAUGUUUUCUUAUUGUACCUCAGGUGUUUCAUUGAUGCUGUUAUUUGGAUCGGCUGCUUAGAUCCCUGCCUACUGUAGUUUUUAUUGU
Molecule: messenger RNA, 3282 nt
Organism: Xiphias gladius (swordfish)
Lineage: Eukaryota; Metazoa; Chordata; Actinopteri; Istiophoriformes; Xiphiidae
Gene: prkcq
Product: protein kinase C, theta
Exons: 17
Coding region: 147-2339 (730 amino acids)
Biological process (GO): intracellular signal transduction; peptidyl-serine phosphorylation
Molecular function (GO): ATP binding; diacylglycerol-dependent serine/threonine kinase activity
Source: RefSeq, a predicted model, not a curated record